Molecule: messenger RNA, 3332 nt
Organism: Pygocentrus nattereri (red-bellied piranha)
Lineage: Eukaryota; Metazoa; Chordata; Actinopteri; Characiformes; Serrasalmidae
Gene: chrnb5a
Product: cholinergic receptor, nicotinic, beta 5a
Exons: 7
Coding region: 306-1754 (482 amino acids)
Biological process (GO): signal transduction; regulation of membrane potential; nervous system process
Cellular component (GO): postsynaptic membrane; neuron projection; synapse
Molecular function (GO): acetylcholine-gated monoatomic cation-selective channel activity; transmembrane signaling receptor activity
Source: RefSeq, a predicted model, not a curated record
CACCUCCCCUCUCUCUCUCUCUCUCCCCCUCUCUCUCUCACUGCGUUAACUGAGCCUUUAUUUGAGAGGCGUUGUAAAGUAAUCCGAUGGAGAAUGAAUGAGUAGCUCAUUCAAGCAGCAGCGGAUUUCCCGCGUUUUUUUCCCUCCAAGACUGCGCGAGCCCAGGGUUCUAUUUUUAAACUUAUCGGUUUUAACGGUCGUUUGGGACACCAACGGUUCUGCGCCUAACUUUUCUCAGUCUCAUCUGGAGAGAAAGAGAGAAAAGGGAGGAAAGAAGCGGAGGGUGACAGAAGACUGGAGGGGCGAUGGCAGCGAGGUGGCUGUCGUGGCUUUUUCUUCUCUUGCUUCAGGCUGAGAGUUCUCUAGAAGCUGAUGCUGAGGAGAGGUUGGUGGAGUUUCUUUUGGGUCCAGAGCGCUAUAAUAAACUGAUCAGACCGGCGGUCAAUAAGAGCCAGCAGGUCACCAUCGGCAUCAAAGUGUCUCUCGCUCAGCUUAUCAGUGUUAACGAAAGGGAGCAGAUCAUGACGACUAAUGUGUGGCUCACUCAGGAGUGGAAUGAUUACAGACUAGUGUGGGACCCAGAUGAAUAUGACGGCAUUAAAAAAAUCAGAAUCCCCUCCCACCACAUCUGGCUGCCUGAUAUAGUCCUCUACAACAAUGCGGACGGUGUGUACGAGGUGUCCUUCUACAGCAAUGCCAUUGUAUCCAACUCAGGAGACAUCUUCUGGCUACCACCGGCCAUCUAUAGGAGCGCUUGUGCCAUCGAAGUGCGAAACUUCCCCUUCGACCAGCAGAACUGCACACUCAAAUUCCGCUCAUGGACGUAUGACCGCACUGAACUGGACCUAGUGCUGACCUCGGACUUUGCCAGCCGUGACGACUACACGCCGAGCGGAGAAUGGGACAUUGUCUCACUGCCAGGCCGCAAGAACGAAGACCCCGAUGACCACACCUACAUGGAUGUGACAUACGACUUCGUCAUCAAGCGCAAACCUCUCUUCUACACCAUCAACCUCAUCAUCCCCUGCGUGCUCAUCACCUCGCUGGCCAUCCUGGUCUUCUACCUGCCGUCAGACUGCGGCGAGAAGAUGACUCUUUGCAUUUCCGUUCUCCUGGCACUCACUGUGUUCCUUUUGCUAAUAUCCAAGAUCGUGCCUCCCACUUCGCUAGCUGUCCCGCUAAUUGGGAAGUAUCUGAUGUUCACAAUGGUACUGGUCACCUUCUCCAUCGUCACAAGCGUCUGUGUUCUUAACGUACACCACCGUUCUCCAUCCACUCACCGCAUGCCCGAAUGGGUCAAACGUGUUUUCCUGUGUCGCCUACCCGUCUUUCUGCUUAUGCGGCGGCCUGGCAGCUCCAACGUGCGGGAAAGGUUCAGACGGAAGCACCAGCGCAAAUCUUUCUCCAGCGGCCCGCCGGAUGACUCUUUCGUCCUUGGCAACGACCCCGGCAGGGCCUGGAGGCUGGGUGAGCUGCCAGAGGGGUCAGAGUUCAGACAGAGGGUCAGGCUCAGGCGCGACCCAGAAGUAGAUGAGGCCAUAGAGGGCGUGCGGUUCAUUGCGGAACACAUGAAGAUCGAGGAUGACGAUGAAGGGAUCAUCGAGGACUGGAAGUACGUAGCGAUGGUGAUCGACCGUUUGUUCCUGUGGGUUUUUAUCCUGGUAUGUGUGAUCGGAACGCUCGGCCUCUUUGUUCAGCCGCUGUUUCAGAGCUACAACACCCCUGUAGCGAAGGACGACUUUGGCGAUUUCUAAACAUGUGCUGGUCAAACUCAAGAAGAUAUUUGAACACAUCUGAACUACAGCAAUAAGACCAAGUAUAUGAAGUCAAAGACUGAGAUUCACCCCACACACAUGCUGAUCAAAACUCAACGACUGUGCAUUUUAAAAUAUGCAAAAUUCAUUUUGUGUUUCAGGUGACCACCUGUACGACUGUUUUAUUUUCUUUGCAGUCAUAUUUGGAAUAAGGUAUACAUUAUAAUGACAUUAUAAUGCGGAGAGACCACCAUUAUUUGAAGUCCCAAGGAACCUAAAUCCAUGAUUACUGUCUAGUUAAGUUAAUCUUAAGUUAAAUCUUCUGCGCACACAAUAUACAGUAUAUCUUACAGUAUAUCUUACAGUAUAUCUUACAGUAUAUCUUUGUCAGUAUCUGUAAAAACAAGGAAACGUACAUUUAACAGAAUUACAAUUCCGAUACUAGGGAUAAAGUCAGAUCUAUCAGUAUUUAAUUUGUCCACUUAUGUCCACUUUCAUCCUUUCAAGCUCAAAACCAACAAAUUACAGCUGUGUCCCCCCAACAAAACCUGCUCCCAGAAAUAUGACAUUAUCUUCCCCUUCAUAGAGACACUAAAAAAAAUAGACAAUAAAGAUAAAAAAAUGGAACUGGACUUUAAUCUGAAAUGAUAAUUGGCUUUAAUUAGACCGUGGGAAGCGUGUGAGAAAUAUCCUCACAGAUUUCUUUAAAAAAAAGGUGGACACACUAAAUAACAACAAAAAAGCUGUUAACAUAAUAUAGAAUUUUCUGUUGGAUGUUUUUCCUGCUUUUUCCUGACAGUAGCUCAUAAAUUUCUCUUUCCUUUUCUCGGCUCCCUGCCUUUUGUUUUCUUUCAUUUCCGUUCUCUUCAUUCACACGCGUUAAUUAGCGAGGGAAGCUAACAGUCAGUGGUUCGUCAUGGGCAUGAACGGACUAGGAUGUAUUAUAAAGUUAUUAUAAAGGCUCUAUGUAGUCACAGUAACGUAUUCACCGUCAUUCCCAGCCUUUCAUUUCGGGUCCACCAUAAAUUUUCAUUAACCUCUUGUUAAGAGGUUGAGAUUCUUAAUGCACAUUUCUUUGGGCUGCAGCCAUGACAACACUGACUGGUCGGCCUGUGCGUCCGUUUUCAAAACUUGACGUGCAUUUUUUCUGUGUGUGAAAAUCAAACUGGGUGUGAACAGGUCUUUACUACAGUUAUUAUCCACAUUGUUUACCCCAAUAAGUGGAUUCUUUACUGGUACAAGUUUAUAUUCUCAAAAAAAAAAAAAGGUACUAAACCGUCACUGUACCCUUCUCGUCAGUGGCGUGGGUCUUCAGUACCUUUAGUCAGGGAACAUAACCAUACCAUAAUCCAUUGCAGUUAUAUUUCCUAAGUUCUGUUGACUCCACACAUCCUGUCUUGACUCCAGGCUUUGUAUUUUAUUGUUCUGUUUUAAAAGAUUAGGUUAUGAAAAUCUCACUUAAAAUACACAGUUGGACCUUAAAACCACUGUUGUAGUUUUGAGGGUACAUUUACGUUGUUGGUACCUCGAUGAACCAAAAUGUACCUGCACAGUAUGCUUUUCUGACAGUGUACUUCA